Molecule: messenger RNA, 2100 nt
Organism: Carassius auratus (goldfish)
Lineage: Eukaryota; Metazoa; Chordata; Actinopteri; Cypriniformes; Cyprinidae
Product: BRI3-binding protein-like
Exons: 3
Coding region: 184-876 (230 amino acids)
Cellular component (GO): mitochondrion
Source: RefSeq, a predicted model, not a curated record
CCGUUUCAGUUUGCCCCCCUGCUCCAGCUCUAUUCGCGCGCACAGCUUCUUCCUUCCUUCUUUCGCAGUAUCUUCUUCCGGAACAUCACACCUCUUUAUUCAGCGUAUUAUAAACUCUAUUCGACCGCUACCAUCCAGAAUUUUCUCAAUUGCAUAUCACCGGUUGUCAGGUCGCCUACAAGGAUGAAGGGAGCGAAACUAGCCGUGGUUUUCAGCGUGUGUUUGGCCUUCUUGGUCCUGACUGAGGCGGCUCGGAGCAAGAGAGACUCCAGCAGCCAGAACAGCUUCAGGAGGGCGGCCACGAGCUUAUACCAAACCUUCAGCAGCAUCUUCGGAGAGGACAACAUGAGGGCUGUGCACAAGUUCUUCUCAAAAACGACAGAGGGGUUUGUUCAUGGAGUCGAUUUAUUAGUGGACGCCUUGUGGAAGCUGUGGGUGGAUCUGCUCGAUGUAAUGGGGAUCGACUCCUCGAAUCUGACGCACUACUUCAGCCCAUCGUCUGUGUCCAGUUCUCCUCCUCGUGCACUCCUCCUGGUGGCAGCCUUGCUGUUGGCUUACUGGUUCCUGUCCUUGUUCCUGAGCGGUUUCUUUUACGUCCUCCACACAGUGUUUGGCCGUUUCUUCUGGCUGGCCCGCGUGGCCCUUUUUGCCCUCUCCUGCCUGUACAUUCUGCAGAAAUUCGAGGGUGACCCGGAGAAGGCAGUGCUGCCACUGUGCUUCAUAAUGGCCAUGUACUUCAUGACAGGACCGGUGGGAGCAUACUGGAGGAAAGGGGGAGGAUCUGGAAAUCUGGAGGAUAAGAUCGACAACCUGGAUACCCAGAUCCGUCUCCUUAACAUCCGCUUGAGCAGAGUGAUUGAAAACCUAGAGAAAUGAGAGUCAGAGGUGUGGUUUGUGAGAUGGCAUAAGAAGAAAAAAAAUCCUUUUUUUUUUUUUGUUUUUCAGGAUGUCCCAACAUUUUAGUCAGGCAAGAAUUGUAUGUGACCGAUUUCCUAGAUGGUAUGUUGAAAUGAUUAGAUCCACCCUAUUGUUGUGUGUAAUGUAUUAUAAGUGUCCACUUCUAAAGUAACUGCCCAUCUUUGAGCAAAUAUCAGGAUUUUUUGUGGGUCUGUGUGUGUCUGCAAGCCUUGAGUUGAGUGUGUUAGUCGUUUGUGCAGUGUUAAGCCCUUUUUUCCAUUAACUGUGUUAGGGCACUUUCUAUAAGUGUGUGUUAUUUAUCAGUCAUUAAGGCGAUGCAAUUGAGAGUUAGUUCACUUGAAUCACUCAAAGUGUGAGUAAAAAUCAGUAUCACUGCAUUUUUAUUUUACUUUUUCACAUCUCCCUUGUCUCUUCUUGAGGUCACCAGAGGUUACUCUGAGUUCAGGAUCGAUCAGGGAUAGAGAUGUAUGUGGAAAUCGCUUUCAGAGAGCAGCUAGUCAUCAGAAGCGUGAGGAUAUUAGACCGGUGUCUCUGUCCACCUUCAGUCGAGAGAGAGAGAGAGAGGUUCUCACGUGCUAGGUAAAACCUGGUCAUGCACUUUGGUCUCAGCAUGAGAUUAUUGUAUUAAUUACGGUAUAUUUAUCCUUUUAAUACCCUUCUAGAGCUGGAUUGAUUAAAUAUUGUUUUAAUUCUAAUACCUGUUAGUGCUGCUUAGUAAAAUCAUUUUAAGAAAGUGGCCUCUAUGGUUUGAACCACCGUGGCAUUUUGUUUAUUAGAGAUUUCUGAUUACUAAUCUAAUCUGUUUGUAAUCUAACCUUUUUGGAUUUUAAUUCGUCGUGUUUUUGCUAAUUUGCUAAACCGUUGUAGUCCAAGCUAAUUUGCAUGUCUUUUAAAAUCUAUUUCGAACAUUUAUUAUUACUGCUUGAUAGAUAAAAAAAAAAAAAAAAGACUUUAAGUAAAAAAUUUACAUGUUUUUCCAUUUUAAGAGAAAGAUUAUGAAUGGUCUGUGUUCAAGUAUAUUUUCAUUCCAUAUAAUGCCAUUAUUUUAUGAUUUUUUUUUUUUUUUUACACGAUUAGUACUGCUGUAUUUAAUAGUACUGUUGAAAAGUUUGUAGUCAGUAAGAUUUUAUUAUAUGACGUUACUGUUGUUCAGGCAAUAUGUUUUAUAUAUUAUUAAUUUUU